CCCCCUCCACGCCGUGAUCCUGAUGACCCCCCUCCCCACCCCCUGUACCUGCGGACUUACACACGGACCACAACCGGCUCCACUGGUUGUGCGCAUGUACCAACCGGAUCCGGAAACACCAGCUCUCCGCUCCAGGGUACUGGACAUGUUCCCGUCCCCAAAGCAACUGGCAACCAUGUUGUUUGACGUCAUGGAGGCCCUGGGCUGGAGGGAGACCUAUAUGGUGUACAACAAGCGGUCAGAGUUCUACCGUUCGUUUGAAGCCCUACUCAACGAAGCGGCCAUUCGUAGAUUUAGCCUGUGGGCCAAGGAAGUUCCAGUUGCCAUGGUUACGAAGAAAGACGAUGACGCCCUGGACGCCGUGUUGUCUGACGUCAUCAGUGCCGGGCGGGAGCAUGUGGUGGUGAUGACAAGCGAUGAUGUUGUGGGGAUCAUUCUGGACAAGGCUGCUGACAUGCUGCUGCUUACAUCGCAGAGCCACUGGAUCGUGACAAGCUUCGAUGUCCGAGAGAGUGACCUGCAGAGCGCCCGGAGCAGUGGAGCACUCCUGACGCUGCUCCGCCCCUUCCCUCAGACAGAUCCGCCCUGGGGACGAGACUUGCCUGACGGACAGCUGCCUUUCAGGAUGCGGCUGGCUUUAGAUGCAGUCAGGGUCGUGAGCAGCCUGUCUCCGGACCUGGUCACGGGAUUUUCCCGUAGCUCGGACGGGAAGGAUUCGGACCUGGCCCCGAGAGGGCAGACCUGUCGCUCAGGGAUGAGAGACUCCAUAUCCGAGGAAAGCUUCCCAGGAUUCAGCGGGCACGUGUCCUUUGACAGCUGUGGGAAGAGGAAGAACGUGACGGUCUUCGUCGAUGAGUAUCUUCAAGGGGAAUCGACGCAGGUAGGCAACUGGACUGCAGAAGGCAUGGCUAGUGUCCAGUCAGGAUGGCAGAAGCCCCUCUACCCUCACCUACUCUCGGGACGGCAUCUCCAAGUCUACACUGCUCUGAGCAAUCCAUUCGUCAUGAAGAAGCCAGGAAAAAGUGGCAAGGUUGGCUCGGCUCUGUAUCACGGCUAUCUGAUGGACGUGCUGGAGAUGUUGGCUUCACGACUAAACUUCACGUGGGACCUCACGGUUGGCCGUCGGACGACGACCGCGACCUUAGCAGCAGCUAAGAAGUAUGACCUGGUGUUGGUUGCCACAGCCGUGCGCCCUGCAGGACAUCGAACAAUCGAGUAUUCCGUCCCAUUACGGACACGUGGUUACUUCCUGACCAUGAAGAAGCCAAAUCGCAGUGACGGUCGCGGUAUCUUUCAGUUCAUGGGACCAUUUUCUAUGGAGGUUUGGCUCUGCUAUGUGGCCGCCGCUGUGGGAGUGAGUCUUGUCUUGGCGGCAAACGGCCGUCUGAACCCGUACGAGUGGGCUCGAGCAGCCGGGCGGGGAGAGGUGUCGGCAGAGGAGGCGGACAACCUUAGCCUCGCCAAUAGUCUCUGGUCUACCUUUGGAGCGGCUGUGUGUCAGGGGCAGGAGUUUCUACCUCGAUCUUUCGCGGGAAGAGUUAUGACCGGUGCCUGGUGGUUCUUGAUACUGGUCAUCGUCGCGUCUUACACUGCCAACUUGGCUGCCUUCCUGUCCCAGCCUUCCGUAGACCGGACCAUCAGGAGUCUGUCUGACCUGGCUGGGCAGACAGACGUGCCGUACGGAACCUACAAGGGAUACAGCUUUUACAAGUUCUUAAAGAAGGCUCAGGAGGAGCCGUUUAAGACUCUUGGGCGAUAUAUAGACAAGAAUUCAGAUGAGGUUCUCGUGAACCGUUCCCGUGAUGCAUUUGAGCGCGCCGCUAAGGGUGACUUCAUCUUCAUCUCACCCACAUCCUACGAGUACGAGAUUCUCAACAAGAGGUGUGACAUGGUCAUCCUCACUGAAGAGUACUUCUACAAGUAUCAGGUCGCCCUUCCGUUUCGGCUCGGUUCGCCUUACCGGACGGAGAUUAACCUGGCCCUGAUGGACAUGGUAGAAGCCGGGAAUAUGGACACACUUGGGAACAGGUGGUUUAACAAGAAGAAGUAUAAAUGUUUCACAGGCUCCACAAAUGAUGGGGUUAUGGGUAUGGAGCAGUUGGAUGGAAUUUUCUACUAUCUCAUGAUCGGGAUAGCGAUCGCCAUUCUGGUCUCUGCUCUGGAAUGGGUGCAUUUCAAGUUCAAGGGGGGACGUUCAAGCAAGCCUGUCGAUGGAGGUGGUAGCGUGUAGUUCAAGGUCAAUGGGACCAAAUGCAUGAUUCUGCAAUUAAAAAAACUAUGAAAGUGGUCCUAGUGUAACGGAAAUGAAAAGAAACCUACAGUGGGGGUCACUGGAAGACAGUCGAAAAAUGUCCAG
Molecule: messenger RNA, 2356 nt
Organism: Branchiostoma belcheri (Belcher's lancelet)
Lineage: Eukaryota; Metazoa; Chordata; Leptocardii; Amphioxiformes; Branchiostomatidae
Product: glutamate receptor ionotropic, kainate 2-like
Exons: 13
Coding region: 23-2230 (735 amino acids)
Biological process (GO): synaptic transmission, glutamatergic; modulation of chemical synaptic transmission; monoatomic ion transport
Cellular component (GO): plasma membrane; postsynaptic membrane
Molecular function (GO): glutamate receptor activity; transmitter-gated monoatomic ion channel activity involved in regulation of postsynaptic membrane potential
Source: RefSeq, a predicted model, not a curated record